AUGAAGGUACUUUGCGUGGCGGAGAAACCUUCCAUCGCAAAAUCGGUCGCUCAGAUUCUAUCAGGGGGUCAUUUCACUAGUAGACCCACCCAGUCGCCAUACCACAAGAACUAUGACUUCUAUUAUGCCAAGACGGGAGACAAUUACACGAUGACUGCGGUCUCUGGGCACUUAACGGAAAAAGAUUUCGGAUCUGCCCUUCGCAGCUGGAACUCCUGUGAUCCUUUCCAACUAUUCGAUGCACCGAUCGAGACAAGAGUUUCCAAAGAUGGAGAACGUAUCGAGAGGAAUCUCCUCAGCGAAGCACGGGGUGCCCAAAUGUUGAUGAUUUGGACGGAUUGCGAUCGUGAAGGGGAGAAUAUUGGUGCCGAGGUCGAGGCGUGCUAUUAUUCCAGCAUUCAUCAUGCUGCUCAGAAUCCGGUUGACCUUGACCGUGCACAGGCCGACGCAGUAGAAGCCCGCAUUCUUCUGGACUUGCGUUAUGGUGCUGCUUUUACUAGAAUGCAGACCCUCACUUUACAACCUCGAUUCCCGCAACUGCAAGAGGGAUUGAUAUCCUACGGACCAUGUCAAUUUCCGACUCUGGGCUUUGUCGUAUCCCGAUACGAACAGGUACAGGCUUUUGUUCCAGAGCCUUUUUGGUACAUCCAUCUCUCCAUCGUUUCACCGGACGCCGAUGAUGAAGAGGAGACUGCUUUUUCAUGGCGAAGACACCACGUAUUCGAGUUUGAUGUUGCGUUGGCACUAUAUGAAGGUACUGUAGAGAAUCCCACAGCACGGGUGACAAAGGUGACAAAGAAACCAACCAAGAAAUGGAAACCUCUUCCGUUGACUACUGUUGAACUUCAAAAGGCCGCGUCUCGGCUCCUUCAUAUGACACCAAAAAAAGCAUUGGAUGUUGCGGAGAAAUUAUACAACGAUGGUCUCAUUGCUAAACAGACAGUGGAUCCUGACUGGGGUGGGUUCGCCGCUGGACUACAAAACGGCGGAUUUCAGCGUCCUCGUGACGGGAAAAAGAACGAUAAGGCGCAUCCUCCUAUCCAUCCUACCGCGCAUGCCGGAAAUCUGGUGGGCGAGGCCAAAAAAGUUUACGAGUAUGUUGCUCGGCGAUUCUUGGCUUGUUGUUCCAAGGACGCAGAAGGGUUCCAAACCACAGUCGAUGUCGUAGUAAAUGACGAAGAAUUCAGUGCCACUGGGCUGAUUGUUCUGGAGCGAAAUUAUCUUGAAGUAUACAAAUAUGACAAAUGGGUUGGAAAACACCUACCUGAUUUCCAGGAGGGCCAGGAAUUCAUGCCGAGCGUUUGCGAGCUAAAGGACGGCGAAACUACUAGUCCCUCCUUAUUGACAGAAGCCGAUUUGGUUACUUUGAUGGACAAGAAUGGGAUUGGAACUGAUGCAACCAUUGCUCAGCAUAUUCAAACCAUUAUUGAUCGCCAAUAUGUGAUCGCACGUCAGGAAGGCUCAACUAAAUACCUCGUGCCCUCUACGCUAGGCAUUGGCCUCAUUGAAGGCUACAAUAGGAUAGGGUUUGAUAAGUCGUUGAGUAAACCACUAUUGAGACGUGAGACCGAGCGUAUGAUGGUACAGGUCUGCGAUCGCCAAACUACCAAAGCAGAGAUGAUGGCUCGGAGUAUUGACCAAUACAAGGAGGUUUUCAUUCGCGCUAAACAACAAUUCCAUUUAGUUGUUGAUAGCGUCGGGCAACGUAUCAAUGGUGGCCCAAUAGCUACCAAUAAUGAUGCCAUAGCCCCAAAUGGAAGAGGUGGUAGGGGAGGCGCCGGGGGUCGAGGUGCAGGCGGAAGAGGUGGAGGAAGAGGAAGGGGAGGUGGCCAAGGUAAUCCACGGCCUCCUGGCGAAAAUCAGAAUUCAGAUUCCGAUAGUGAUGGUGAUGAUGAUGGGGGUCGAGGUCGUGGUGGGAGCCGUGGACGACGCACCGCUACACGAGGGCGGGCUGCUGCAUCGCCUGUUGCGAGGCGCGGUAGGGGCGGGAGGUCUACCGCCCAAUCCGAUGAUGCACCUCAGCCGACACGUAGAACGGUGGGUACCACGCAACCAACAGGCGGCGAAACACGCCAAGGCGUUACCUGUCAAUGUGGAGAGCCUGCUGGCGAACGAACAGUUACCAAGGAGGGGCCUAACAAAGGUCGUAAAUUCUUCACUUGUGGGAAGGACCGAACCUGCGACUUUUUCGAGUGGUUUGAUGGCCCUUCCAAGUCUAAUGAAGAUAGCUUCUCCAGGCCCGUGCAGAAAUCUCGAUCCACGAUACCUGCUAAGCGUAAAUCCACCGAACAUAUGCCACCUGAUGACAGUCGACGUUGCAGCUGUAAGCUAACUGCUGUUCAGCGCACUGUGCUAAAGGAUGGACCGAAUAAAGGCCGAUCAUUCUGGGCAUGCUCAAACUCGGAACAGGCGCGUUGUGGCUUCUUUGAAUGGGAUGAUAACGGGGCGAGUGAGGCCGGCGGCAGUGGGUUCACCCCGACAACACACGCCCAGCCAAGAAACGAAGGCCAGGGUAGAUGCUUCAAGUGUGACCAACCAGGUCACUGGAGCAAUGCGUGCCCGAAUGGCAAUGCCAAUCCCCGAACCCAAUUUAGAAACGAAGGAACCACGAGUAGCGACACAUCAGGUGUUUGUUUCAAGUGCAAUGAACCGGGGCAUUGGAGUAAUGCCUGCCCUAACGGAGAUGCUGGCAACUCAAGAGGGACAUCAGGGGGGGUAGAGGACGGGGUAAGAGCAAAGGCUCAACUAGACCUCGGACGUCCUCACGGGGGGGACGAGGACGGGGACGAGGACGAACGAAGGGCGGAUUUGGGGCUGCAGACGAUUAUUGACUAUAACGCCAUACUAUAUUAA
Rhizoctonia solani is the source of this 2853-nucleotide messenger RNA. Its product is annotated as DNA topoisomerase 1. The record is from RefSeq and is a predicted model, not a curated record. NCBI's taxonomy places the organism in Eukaryota, Fungi, Basidiomycota, Agaricomycetes, Cantharellales, Ceratobasidiaceae. Gene Ontology annotation, molecular function: DNA binding; DNA topoisomerase type I (single strand cut, ATP-independent) activity; zinc ion binding. Bases 1 to 2853 code for a protein of 950 amino acids. The transcript has 19 exons. Gene Ontology annotation, biological process: DNA topological change. Gene Ontology annotation, cellular component: nucleus.